This is a messenger RNA of Somion occarium, 810 nucleotides long. NCBI's taxonomy places the organism in Eukaryota, Fungi, Basidiomycota, Agaricomycetes, Polyporales, Cerrenaceae. The record is from the annotation of a GenBank genome assembly.
GCCUUCUUCACUUCGCUUUACUUCUCAGCAGAGCUGCAUUGACCUGGUGUCUUUUGUUUUACUCGAGUCGACCUCAUCUUUGACAUCCUUAACUGCUAACUAUGUUCUCUCGUCUUGUCCUGCUCUUUUUCUUGGCCUUGAGCGCUGUCUUGAUUGAUGCUGCUCCCGUUCAAGCGGACAAGCGACAGAUAGGAAACUUGCAAUGCAACGUCGAUCGCGUGAAGAUCGUUAGCGACAUUGCAGGAGCCAAGUCCACUGUCAAUACGCUGGCCACUCAGCUCGCCUCCGAUCCUGCGGGGUCUGACAGCAUCUCGCAGGUGUCAGAUGGAAUUGCUAACGCUCAAGAUGGCAUCAGUCAGAUCGCCAAAUCACUUUUCACUGGUCAACAGGCUCCCGCUGACGCUAGGCAGCAAGUCGAAGAUGGACUCACCACUGCCACCACUGCGCUUGCGAACAUCACGUCAACGGAUCCGGAUGUGACGUCGAACUUGACGAAGGCCCAAGGACAGUUGCAGAAGGCUGCAACCGCCGGUGAAGGUGUAUUGGCGAACUGCAAGUAGUCGCUAUGUGCACAACUCACCACAUUCAUUUCGGGCUCCUGUCAUGGACAGAAAUACAUUGACGGACAUUGGACAUUGGUUUACUUAGCUGAUAUAAGGCUAUGCCUUUAUGUAGUUGACGAGUUAAAGCAAUGAGAUUGUAUUGGGGAUGUGAAACUGUCCGAGAAUGUGAAGGAGAAUAGUAUGCCUUGCAUAUACUGACCAGUGUGCAGGAGAUACGGCAUAUAGACCAUAAAGCCCAAUUUUGCAC